Molecule: messenger RNA, 1803 nt
Organism: Perca fluviatilis (European perch)
Lineage: Eukaryota; Metazoa; Chordata; Actinopteri; Perciformes; Percidae
Product: 5'-3' exonuclease PLD4
Exons: 11
Coding region: 122-1573 (483 amino acids)
Molecular function (GO): catalytic activity
Source: RefSeq, a predicted model, not a curated record
CAGAGAUAUCCCUUCAGCUCAGUUUUGGGUGUAAGCUGGAAGAGAAGAAGUGUGUUUGUGAGCUCUUUCUGGUGGAAAAUUAUCUACAUCUGCUUUGUGGGACGAGCAUUUGAAAGAAAAAAUGUCUUCUAUGUAUAGCAGCCUUCAUGACAGUUAUGUUUCAAACAAAAGGAGGUCAACCAGCUGUGUGACAUUAGCUGUGGUUUUGGGCUGUCUGAUAGUCCUGGGGAUCCUGCUUGCCAUUGCUGUGCUGAAAAGACCACCACCACACGAAGAUCAUGAGACACUUCCUAAUGAAGCUGUUGGGAGCAAUUUCUCUACGGACCAGUGCAGCAUGACCCUGGUGGAGAGCAUCCCUCAAUAUAUGAAAUUCAAAGCCAAUGUAACGCUUGGGAUCCCUCUGGAAAAGGCCUGGAAAGAUCUUAUCUCCAUGGCAACGGACCAAGUGGACGUGGCCUCUUUCUACUGGACUUUAACUGGGGAAGACAUUAACGUUAACUCUUCCUCUGACAUACCUGGAAGGGAGAUCCUGAAAGAACUCGAAGAGUUGCCCUCCAGAAAUGUUUCUGUCCGAGUGGUGACCAGUGUUCCCAGUGUGAGAACAAACUCCACAGAUUUAAAGAUCUUAAAACGGAAAGGAGUUCAGGUGAGGAAGGUGAACUUUGGUCACCUGACAAAGGGGGUUCUCCACAGCAAGUUCUGGAUUGUUGACAGAAAACAUGUGUUUAUUGGCAGCGCCAACAUGGACUGGAGGGCUCUCACACAGGUGAAGGAACUGGGAGUAGUUGUCUACAACUGCCCUAGUCUAGCAACGGACCUCCAUAAGAUUUUCCAGUCCUACUGGGUGAUGGGACAGUCCAACAGCUCCCUGCCACGGCCCUGGCCUGCAGAGUAUGACACUGCCAUCAACAAACAUCACCCCCUGCUGGUGAAAACUGAUAAUAUCUCCAGCAGGCUGUACCUCACAGGUUCUCCACCAUCAUUCUGUCCUCCAUCGAGGACUCAGGACCUGGAGGCUAUUCUCUCCAUCAUCUCAGAUGCCCAACACUAUGUGGAUGUUGCCGUCAUGGAGUACUUCCCAACCACACGCUUUGAAAAGCCUCAGAGAUACUGGCCUUUCAUUGAUGAUGCCAUUAGGACGGCUGCAUUCGAGAGGAAGGUUAAGAUGCGGAUGCUGAUCAGCUGUGGGCGGGACUCUGACCCAGCCAUGCUGCCCUUCCUUCAAUCUCUAGCCUCAAUGGACAGCCCUCACCAGGAUAUCAGCAUCCAAAUAAAACUGUACAUUGUGCCUGUGGGAAACCAGUCUGAUAUUCCAUACACCAGGGUCAACCACAAUAAAUACAUGGUGACUGAUAAAGUAGCCUACAUUGGUACCUCCAAUUGGUCUGGGGACUACUUUGUGACCACAGCUGGAGUGGGUCUGGUGAUUUCCCAGCAUGCUCCUCACCCUGAAUGGAAGACCAAGGCCCUGCAGGGCCAGCUCAGGGCAGUCUUUGAAAGAGACUGGGACUCUGAGUUUGCUGUGCACCUUGCUGACCUGGGGCACCACCCAGACUGUGCACUAUCAAGAUGACAGAAACUCCUUAUAUGAGUUAAAUAUACAUUUCAUUAUCAAGGCCAUAUUCAAACCAUAGUUUUGUUUAUGUAGCUGUUGUUAUGUUAUCUUUGUCUAAAUCAGCACUUUUGGUAGAUUUUCCCUUGCUAUGAAUGAAAAAAAACAAUAUAAUCAUAUACACGUAUUUCAUGACUUUGUGGUAAUGUCUGAAGUUCUACCAUGAACUCUGUAACAUGUUUUGUGGAAAA